Meleagris gallopavo (turkey) is the source of this 3878-nucleotide messenger RNA. RefSeq names its product follicle stimulating hormone receptor (gene FSHR). Gene Ontology annotation, cellular component: plasma membrane. Gene Ontology annotation, molecular function: follicle-stimulating hormone receptor activity; protein binding; G protein-coupled peptide receptor activity. Gene Ontology annotation, biological process: adenylate cyclase-activating G protein-coupled receptor signaling pathway; hormone-mediated signaling pathway; male gonad development. The record is from RefSeq and is a predicted model, not a curated record. NCBI's taxonomy places the organism in Eukaryota, Metazoa, Chordata, Aves, Galliformes, Phasianidae.
CUUCAAGGAAGGGCGUCUCUCUGAGUUGCACCGUGAGGUCUUCAUACUCCUUCCUUCUAGAUGGAAGAGAAGGAGACAAAUGUGAAGACAGAGAUGUCCUUGGGUCUUACCUGCUUGCUGAUUCUCCUGGCCAGCUGCUCCUGCUGCCAGCACCGCACGUGCCACUGUGCAGGCAGGAUAUUCAUCUGCCAGGAGAGCAAGGUGGUCCAGCUGCCUCGGGACAUUCCCACCAAUGCCACAGAACUAAGAUUUGUCCUCACCAAGAUGAGAGUCAUUCCAAAGGGAGCUUUCACAGGACUUCGUGACCUAGAGAAAAUAGAGAUCUCACAGAACGAUGCCUUGGAGAUCAUAGAAGCAAAUGUGUUUUCCAGCCUUCCCAAACUACAUGAAAUAAGAAUUGAGAAAGCCAACAACCUCGUGAAGAUUGAUCAAGAUGCCUUCCAGCACCUUCCAAGCCUCAGAUAUUUGUUAAUAUCAAACACAGGUCUUAGGUUUUUACCUGCUGUCCAUAAGGUGCAAUCCUUCCAGAAGGUUUUGCUAGAUGCUCAAGACAAUAUCCAUAUACGUACAAUUGAAAGGAAUACAUUCAUGGGCCUGAGUUCUGAAAGUGUGAUUCUACGGCUAAAUAAAAACGGGAUUCAGGAAAUCAAGAAUCAUGCAUUUAAUGGAACCUGCCUGGAUGAGCUAAAUCUAAGUGACAAUCACAACUUAGAAAAAUUACCGGAUGAAGUCUUCCAAGGAGCCAUCGGGCCUGUUGUUUUGGAUGUUUCAAGGACAAGAAUCAGCUUCCUGCCAAGUCAUGGAUUAGAAUUCAUUAAGAAGCUAAGAGCGAGGUCUACAUACAAGUUAAAAAACUUCCUGAUUUAAGCAAAUUUAGAUCUUUGAUUGAGGCAAACUUCACCUAUCCUAGCCAUUGCUGUGCAUUUACAAAUUGGAAAAGACAAAAGUAAGUGAUUUCAUUUGUUUUAAUUUUUGAUGUUUCUCAGCAGUUGGUAGUGAACAAACUGGAUAUGAAAGUACACAAAUAGAAAUAAAUAAAUGUGCAAUGCAUUCAUGCUUACACACGCUGCACAGUGCACUGUCUCUCCAUUCCAGGUAAGUACUAAAUUUUGGUAGAUAUAUUGGUACCAGUGUUUUCUCCAGCUGAGACUCCAGCCAUCUCUCACUGGGACCUGCUGUCCUGCAUCAGCCUGGAGCCACCACGCUGAAGACAUCCAGCAGAAAAAUGUUCAUUACUUUUCAGGAGGUAAUUGGAAGGAAAUCUGUGUUUCCGGAGAAGCAGGUCAAUACUUGGCCAUCAAUUCAGGAGGGUAACAGGACACUCUCAGAAGGUGGAACCAAAUAAGAUGAAUUAAUAGAACCGAACAGACUAGUUCAGUUGGAAGGGACCUACUGAGAUCAUUAGGUCCAACUGCCUGAACAUUCAGGGUACUACAGAGCGAACCUUUUCUGUCCAAAUCAACUGAGAUAGGAAGGUCUUUUUAGGUUCCCAAAGUAAUUUCCAGGGCUCGUUUUAAUUUGGCAUUAGCAAAGAUGUGCUGAGACAUCAAUGAUUUCCUCUGAGUAUUUUCAACUAUUCAGAUAGGCUUUAAGUGUACAUGUUAACUAGUUAAUGAACUUGAUGAUCUCCAGAGGUCCCUUCCGAGUAGGAUUCUGUGAACUCCUGAAUUUGUGCCACUGGAAAACUUGAGGCACUGUACCUCUGGAAACCCAUGCUAUUAUUUGAAGUUCUUCUUUUACAGAUUGUGUUUGGAAUUUGCCAAGGCAGAAAGAAAUAUACUGUGGAUCAGUGUUAUAGCUCAAGACAUUGUUUUCAGAAGCUGCCUGGAACUUCAAAAAAAGUAAAGAUAUGUAGAGAAAGCAUAAUCUAAUAGUAAGCUUCAUUUAAAUACUUAAGAUAAGACAGCCAUUCAUUUUAGUUUUAGCAGUGUACUGUCACCAGGCAAUUAAAGUUUCAUCCUGUUUGUGCUGAUAGGUACUAUAUAUCACCCACGUGUGUUUGUAAAACUGUAUGGAAAAAGCGCAAGUCUGAUGUUGGACACUACAGCGCUAAGGAAAAUAUUUGGCAGAAUCAAUCCAUCAUUGACCAUUUUUGAUCCACAGUUCUGAACUUCUUACUGCAGGAGUCUACCACCAGUUGAUACUUCCACAUACUUCUAUAGGCUUGUUCAAGCCUUGGUUGUCUGCCCGCCCCUCCAGCACCAAUGGUAGUGGUAGUUGUUUGCUAAUGAGUUCAGCUUGGUGAAAUCCAGGAGGCUGCCAUCACAAGCUGUCAAUAAAUGAAUGAAAUUUAAAAAAAUGAAAAUCACUAUAAGGCAACAGGUCUCUUAUAUGGAACUUUCUAGGAAACAGUUUCGGUGAUUAAAAAAAAUUCACGCUACGAAUAUGUAGCAGAGCUAUAUAUGUUUUCUUAAGCUGACCUAUCAAAUCUCAUUUGUUCCCCAUAGAGGAAAACAAGCCUUCUUAAAAUUUAUUUUCUUAAUGGCUGACGCAUGUUCUGGUCUUUGCUCAAUAUAUUGUUUCUACAGGAGGACAGCUGAGCUCCAGAAUACCCCCAGUAAAUGAUCUCAAAAAAAGUAUCCUAAAUGACUGAAAGAUUUUUAAAGUAGUGGAAAAAUAUAUUAAGAUAUACUUUUGUGAAGUUAAUAAAACUGAAUCUGUGAAGGAGUUUAUUCACCUUUUUGUUUUUCUAAAGGAUCUAUACUUAAAAUAUAAUAUGUCCGAAAGCAUGUUAAUUUCAGAUUAAAAAAAGCUAAAAAUACUCCUGAAAGAAUAGCUACAUUUCAGCAACAGAAGCAGUUCUUUUGAUUUCAACUUAUUCUAGUAAUUUAAUUCAAAUAAUAUUUCACUUAGUUGUAGCUAACGAGGCAGGAAGGCUUUUUGUUUAUUAAAAAAUAGAUGUAGAAGGGAGCAGACGCACACCAAAAUCUACAAGGGAUCCAGCAACAAACUGUGAUAUUUUGGCUAAGAUUAUGAAAUUUGGUGUUAAAUACACACAUUUGGAGGAACUGUUUUCUGUGUAUAGCACAUUCCAGGUAGAUUUGAACACGCUGUGAAAAUGACUGAACACCAGUUUCCUACAUUUUGAUAUGAGCUAAGUUUUCAUCCAACUAGACUGUGGCAGGAGUCAUAGGGACAACAUCAUUGUCUUGUAAAAGAAAUGCAUUGAGUAACAGAAAAGUAUAAAAAUUCAAACCAAUUCCAUAGGUGCUCUGCUGUAUGUUUACAUGAAUAAAUGUGUACGUGUAAGCUAUAUCUCUCUGAUAACAGAACAAAGUUGAAUGCAUUUAUCAAUGUUUUCAAUGCUUACCAGACAUAUCUUUUAAUAAUAUUAUGCAUAAAUACAAAAUGAUUAGAGCCAAUGAUUUAGAUCAAUCUUUCCAGUUAACUGCUUUUAAACGUAAUUAAAAACGAUCAUUAACAUUUGUACAGUUGUCUCAUGUACUGAACUUGGUAGGCGACCAAUAUCCCCUGUCCAAAGAUGAAUGUCUGCCUGUUGGUUUGGUGCUAUGUGUUUGGAUACCAAAGGUAUUCCCAUGCAUUCCAGCAGAGAUUAGUCGCACACACUGCAGCUCUACCCACUUGCAUUUCAAAGCAGCGUUCUUGACGAACUGUGUGUAUUCAAGGCUGCUCAGGUUUUUGAAGAGCUAUUAAUAGCUUGCAGUGUUUGCUCACACAGCAUCUAGUAUUUCUACGACAAGAGUUGCACUUGGUUUAAUGCAGUAGACAUUGCUUAUUCUGCUGGGAAAAGUGAUGUGAGCUGACUUACUGUGCCUCUUCACCUGAGCCAGUCAUUCCCCUAUAGAGGUUCUGUAGUGGAAAUGCUAAGUCACAACUUGAACCAGGGACUGAGCACCUGGUGGGAAGGCAGGGCCAAG